This is a messenger RNA of Ramularia collo-cygni, 1125 nucleotides long. Its product is annotated as related to FAM203 family protein C1020.12c. Lineage: Eukaryota; Fungi; Ascomycota; Dothideomycetes; Mycosphaerellales; Mycosphaerellaceae. The record is from RefSeq and is a predicted model, not a curated record. The coding region runs from base 1 to 1125 and encodes 374 amino acids. The transcript is spliced from 4 exons.
AUGCCUACUGAGCUUGAGGAACUUGUUGAGUUCCUCCAUCAUGGCAACACGCAAAUCCGACAAAUUGCUGCCGAGAACUUAGUUGGAUACUCCACGGCACAACCAUCUCUCUUCAAAUACAAUCAAUUGGAGCCCAUCAAAGACUUGAAACUCCUCAUCAAAGACUAUCCGACAAUAGCCAAGAAUGCUCUCACAAUCCUCGUCAAUGUCUCGGACGAUGUCGAAGUCCUUGACAAGCUAUCGACGGAUGAUGGCUUUCUGAAAGCGUUGCUCAAGAAAGUGACCGACAAGAACGAACCCAAUGCCAACGAAUUGUGUAUGCUCCUCGCAAACAUGGCCAAAGCAGACAACAUUACCAAGCUUUUAAGUCUGGAGCGGGAGGUCCCCAGACCACUGUCCACCUCACCUAUCGCAAUCGAUCAGCUUCUGGACUGUUUCGUCAAGGGUGCCAGCAAUUCCUACAACAAAGACGCCGACUUUGACUACCUUUGCUACCUCUUCGCAGACCUAGCCAAACACGAGGAAGGUCGGAAACACUUUCUCACACCACGUGGAGAAGGUGACGGCGAACACACUGAGAUGGUCAUCCCACUCACCAAGCUUGUCGUCUUCACAGAGCAUAACGCUGCCAUUCGUCGCCGAGGCGUAGCCAGCACAAUCAAGAACGUCUGCUUUGACAUUCCCGCACAUACCACACUUCUCGAUGCUUCUGGUGUGAAUCUGCUUCCMUAUAUCCUUCUUCCUCUGAUGGGCUCGGAGGAAUACGCAGACGAGGACACGGAUGGUAUGCUCGACGAAUGCCAACUACUCGAUCCGGAUAAGGAGCGAGAGAAACUACCUGAUAUCAUUUGCAUCCACCUUGAGACUCUGCUGCUUUUGACAACUACUGCUGAGGGGCGGAAACGAUUGAGAGAGGUCAAGGUGUAUCCUAUAGUAAGAGAACUGCAUUUGCAUGUUGAGGAUAGCGGUGUUAGGGAAGCAUGUGAUCGGCUGGUGCAGGUCUUGGCGAGAGGAGAAGAAGGAGAUGAAGGAUAUGAUGCGCCGCAGCCGCCCAGCGGUCCAGUGGUCGAUGCUGGAAUUGGCGCUGAGGAUGACGAAGAUGAGCAGAUUGUGGAUGUCUUAUGA